Molecule: messenger RNA, 2130 nt
Organism: Parnassius mnemosyne (clouded apollo)
Lineage: Eukaryota; Metazoa; Arthropoda; Insecta; Lepidoptera; Papilionidae
Source: the annotation of a GenBank genome assembly
AUGACCGAAAUUUUACGGCUCACAUUGGGGGUUACUGUUAUAUUUUACGUGCAAUGUGCAAUUAUCGGAAACGAUGAAUUUGUAACCAAUGAAGAUAAUUUAUAUUAUCAAAAUAUUAACGAAAUAUCAAAUCUCAACACAGAAACAAUAAGAAAUAGUCGUAUACUAUGGCCUUAUCCUUUAGAUAAUAAGACGGAAACUGCUGAAAGUUUGAGCACGCAGGACGAAGUUACAGAAAAUAAAGAAGAUGUGAAGGUUAGAAAGAAAAGGUACCUGCAUUGGUCGUAUCCACAAAGUCCGAUUGUUGAUAUGAUGAUGCAGACUCUCGCGAUCAAUUAUUCUCCAGUGGUGUCUAAUGAUCCUUUUGAUGUUCUACGAGAUUCUUAUCCAUUGCCGAAAGGUUAUGAUAAACCUCUAGAAGAGUACGACUAUAUAAUUGUCGGUGCUGGUACAUCCGGCUCUGUAUUGGCUGCUCGGUUAACAGAAGAUAAACCUAGGGCAACGGUAUUGCUGCUAGAAGCGGGAAAGCCAGAAAUGCUUCUUUCAGACAUACCAGCAUUGACUCCGUACUUACAGCAAACGGACUACGUUUGGCCAUACACCAUGGAACAUCAACCUGGUGUUUGCCUAGGGAGCGAGGAGCAACGUUGUUAUUCACCUCAAGGUAAAGCUGUAGGUGGCACCAGUGUAGUUAAUGACAUGAUAUAUUCCCGCGGUCGGCCGCAAGACUGGGACAGGAUCGCAGCCGACGGCAACUACGGAUGGUCGUACGAGGAAAUCUUACCUUACUAUAAGAAAUCAGAAAGAUGUGAACUAAAAAAAUACAAAAACGCUCCAUAUCGAGGACGUGAUGGUGAGCUCACGGUUGAAAAUGUUCCAUUUAGGACUGGCCUUGUUGAGGCUUUUCUAGCGGCUGGAAGAUUGCAUGGUAAACCUACUGUUGAUUAUAAUUCACCAGAUCAUCUAGGUUUUGGAUACGUUCAAACGACUCAAAACAAGGGCCAUAGAUUGAGCGCCGCUAAAGCAUUUCUACAUCCGCAUAAAAGAAGGAAGAAUCUUCAUAUACUUACUGAAGCGAGGGUAACAAAAGUUGUUAUAGAACCACAACAUAAAAGAGCAUACGCCGUAGAAUAUCUUAAAAAUCACAUUAAAUACAAUGUACGAUGCCGUAGAGAGAUAAUUUUAUCCGCUGGACCCAUAGCCUCCCCUCAAUUACUUAUGCUAUCCGGUAUAGGACCUCGAGAGCAUUUACAAUUAUUAGGGAUUCCAGUGAUUACAGAUUUGAGAGUUGGAAAAACUCUUUAUGAUCAUAUAGCUUUUCCGGGGGUGGUAUUUAAAUUAAAUUCCAAUAACGCUAGCUUACUAGAGUCAAAGGUAGCCACAUUACCAAAUCUCAUGCAGUGGAUUCAAUAUGGAGAUGGGCUUAUGACAACACCGGGCCUAGUGGAAGCUGUAGGAUAUUUAAAAACUACAUUGUCAGAAGAUCGAGAUCAAGUGCCAGACGUAGAACUACUUAACUUAGGAGGGUCAAUAUCUUCAGACUCAGGUGGUGCUUUCAGAAAGAGUUGGAAAAUUUCAGACAAAACUUACUUAACCGCUUUUAGCCCUCUUCAUGGUUGUGAUACGUGGUCUGCUAUACCCAUUUUGCUUCAUCCAAAAUCUAAAGGCUACCUUGAACUUCGAAACAACAAUCCACUUUCUCUUCCGAAAUUAUACGGAAAAUAUUUCACAGAUCCAAAAGAUAUCGAAACACUUAAGGAUGCUAUUAAAUUUAUCAUUAAAUUAGGAGAGUCUGAACCUUUUAAAAAAUACGGUGCCCACUUGUAUUUACCACAAUAUCCCUCUUGCGCAAACCAUAUUCCCGGAUCGGAUAAUUACUGGGAAUGUGCUAUUAGAACAAUGAUGGUGUCUCUUCACCAUCAUGUAGGCACCUGUAAAAUGGGUCCACCUAAUGAUCCUGACGCUGUAGUUGAUCCAGAAUUAAGAGUGUAUGGUGUAGAAGGUUUAAGAGUUGUAGACGUUAGCGUUCUUCCCCGAACAAUUAGUGGACAUAUGAAUGCUCCUGCUGUUAUGAUAGGUGAAAAGGGAGCCGAUAUGAUUAAAAAGAUUUGGUCGAAUGUUGUUGCGUGA